AUGACGACGACGACGAGCAUCACGCGAGCCGUGCCGCUCGCGCAGCGUCCGUUCGACGCAUUCUUCGUGCUCUUCUUCGCCGUCCACGUGCUCACUGCCGUUCUCAUCGACGCGCAGAUGCUGCUGCCACGUGCCCUCUUCCCAGAGGCGUUACGCCGCGCUGUGACGUGGCACGUCGAGACCUCAGGGGACUUCCUCGUUGGCUCGCCCCAGCCGUGGUUCCUCUCCCUCGUCAUCUCUCAGUUCCUGCUACACGUCCCCUUCUUCCUCGUAGCUAUUUACGCCUUCUGCACUGGCAGGGAGUGGAUCCGCGUGCCGGCUAUUGCCUACUCUGGCAGGGAGUGGAUCCGCGUGCCGGCUAUUGCCUACUCUGGCCAUGCCAUCACCAACAUGGGACCUGCCAUGUCCCUUGCCACGCCCUCCUGGCCCACUGCCACCUCCUGCUCCACCGCCCCUUCCUGUGCCCUCUGCCACCUCCUGCUCCACCGCCCCUUCCUGUGCCCUCUGCCACCUCCUGCUCCACCGCCCCUUCCUGUGCCCUCUGCCACCCUCUUACAAGCACGUCCUCAUUCUCUUUGUAAUCGCAGUGUGUUCAUCUCUCUCCCAUUAGAAGAUAGUACCUCCACUCCACCCUCCUUCCCCACCCCUGCAGAUCCCCAUAUCCCCAUUCUCUCGGAGAUCGCACUGAACCCGAAACCCCUGGUCCACCCGUCAGUAGCUGCUGGCCAUCUACCUCCCCUCCUCGCACUCCCGUGCCUGCUGCUCUCCAUUGCCUCCCUGUUCUCAUCUCCUUCUUCAGCUGCUCCCUAUUGCCUUUCCUCUUUAUCGCCCGCUUCCUCAUUCCUGCAGAUUCCCAUUCUCUCCGAGAUCGCACUGAGCUCAUCCCCCUGGUCCACGCGUCAGAAGCUGCUGGCCGUCUACCUGCCCUUCCUCGCAGUGCCCUGCCUGCUGCUCGCCAGAGUCACGCUGCCUUCGUCUCUCUUCCAUAAGAAAUUCGUGCAUGCCAAGAAAAGGUUGUGA
Molecule: messenger RNA, 1020 nt
Organism: Closterium sp. NIES-65
Lineage: Eukaryota; Viridiplantae; Streptophyta; Zygnematophyceae; Desmidiales; Closteriaceae
Source: the annotation of a GenBank genome assembly